Molecule: messenger RNA, 1383 nt
Organism: Aspergillus tanneri
Lineage: Eukaryota; Fungi; Ascomycota; Eurotiomycetes; Eurotiales; Aspergillaceae
Product: putative UDP-galactose transporter
Exons: 4
Coding region: 1-1383 (460 amino acids)
Biological process (GO): pyrimidine nucleotide-sugar transmembrane transport
Cellular component (GO): Golgi membrane
Molecular function (GO): UDP-galactose transmembrane transporter activity
Source: RefSeq, a predicted model, not a curated record
AUGGGGGGAAACACAAAACAGCCGUCACCGGGACUGGGGACUUGCGUGAAACAAUUCUCGUGGAUCCUGUUGACAGCGCAAUAUACGGCAUUUGUGCUGCUGUUGCAUUAUUCUAGGGUGAUGCCACCCUCCAACGGAAAGCUGUACAUCGCAUCCACGGCCGUCUUCUUUAACGAGGUUAUCAAACUUGCGAUAUCCUUGACCAUAGCCCUAUACGAGGUGUCAAAAACCGCCCCUCCAACGGUUCCUGCGACAUCUCUUUUCUUUGCCCUUACCGCCGCCGUUUUCUCGGGCGACAGCUGGAAGCUGGCAAUCCCCGCCGGCCUCUAUACCAUUGCUAAUACGUUACAAUAUAUUGCUCUUUCGAACCUACCGGCGGCAACUUUCCAGGUGACAUACCAAAUGAAACUUGUCGUGACAACUGUAUUUAGCCUCAUAUUGUUUAGGAAGACCGUUCCCCUACGUAAAUGGGGCCUACUGCUGCUGCUUUUGGUAGGUGUCUGUCUCGUUCAGAUGCCCGAUGGCAGCUCCGACCAGGAGUCACUCCAAGAUCAGACGACGCACCCUGCCUUUCCGCGAUCCCUGGAGGAAUGGAAAGCGGUCAAGCUGGAGCGUCCAAACUUGCAUAAGCGUUCUGCGACGUACGAGGGUAUUCAGGAAGACAUAAUGACUGCAUUUCCGCGAAUGAAUGGAACCAUCGGUCUCCUAGCUACCAUUGGUUCCUGUAUGGCUUCCGGGCUGGCCAGUGUUUACUUGGAAAAAGUGCUGAAGGACAGUGCAAAAUCAACAUCACUUUGGGUUCGCAAUGUUCAAUUGGCCGUCUAUUCUGUCUUCCCAGCACUUUUUAUUGGUGUCAUAUUUUUGGAUGGCGAAAAGAUCGCCGCGAACGGGUUUUUUGAGGGGUAUAACUGGGCUGUAUGGUCCACCGUUGCUGUCCAGGCGGUCGGAGGCAUUGCGGCGUCGUUCUAUAUUGGAUCCGCUUACCGGGAUGCGAAGAAUGUGGCCACAGCCACGAGCAUAACGCUCAGCACCUUGGGGAGCAUCGGGCUGUUUGAAUUCGAGCCCACUGCUAACUUUCUCCUUGGGACCUUUGCAGUGCUCGUGGCUACGUAUCUUUAUGAGGAUUCGAGCGUUGGGCUUGGCCAAGGCAAACGCCAAGGGCCUCGCCCACCACCAAUUCGAAUUGACCGAUACGAGAAAUGCUCCAACAGUGACGGGGUCUCGCCUGCGUCGGCAUCACCUCCAAAUGAAAUUUCUAUCAAACUCCCUGGGACGCCCUUCCUGUCCGAUGCCGGUAUAUCAACUUCCCGGCCUACGUCGCCAGGCCAUCCGAGAGCUAACUCCGCUCGUAAUACGAGCGGUGGCUAUUUCGACAAGCAUUAA